Molecule: messenger RNA, 14272 nt
Organism: Anastrepha obliqua
Lineage: Eukaryota; Metazoa; Arthropoda; Insecta; Diptera; Tephritidae
Gene: Dhc1
Product: dynein axonemal heavy chain 5
Exons: 36
Coding region: 1-14034 (4677 amino acids)
Biological process (GO): microtubule-based movement
Cellular component (GO): dynein complex
Molecular function (GO): ATP hydrolysis activity; dynein light intermediate chain binding; minus-end-directed microtubule motor activity
Source: RefSeq, a predicted model, not a curated record
AUGGCCACCGACGCCGACGAAGCGCAGCGGCGACGCGAAGAAUGCGAACGCAAAGCCCGACGCGGGGAGAUGGAUCCUCGUUUGGAGUUCACAUUCCAACUGUUAAUCGACGCGACGCAACUGCCACGGCAUCAACUAAUGGACUACAUAUUCGAGGGCGAUAUGUUGGACGAAAUCAAUCAGCUCUUUUUGCCCAACAUGAAAAACAAGCUUUUGUGGUUCUAUCAAGAAGUAGAUGAGCCCGAGCCGCAACCAGCACAGGACCCUAACAAACCAGGACCCUCGCGCAGUGGCAUCGCAUCGAGCAGCUCAAAAACACCACAGGGUUCAUCACCCAGCGGAUCUGCACCGCCAAAGCCGAAAAAAUUGUUUCUUACUGACGGCUGGACUUGUGGCUUCACCGGGAUUUGCAUUUACAUCUUUCGUGUGAACACUUCAAAACAGUUGCCUGAAGAAGGCUUUCAAAAGGAUUUAUACUGUGGCGUUAUUGACGCAAAAAACAUCGGUCUGGUCACCUCGAUUGAGCGCAUUGUGGAAUAUGUCUUCAUGCAGGCAUUGGCGUUUCCGAGCUUGGAGGGCGAUGAAGAGGAUGUUAGUUGCGGACUGAUAAAAGGCCAAUUAUUGCCGGGUUUGAGGUCCUUUUGCAGUGCCUUACGUGUGUGCGAACAAGUUUGCGAUCAUGUGAAUAUUUUCGAUGAUAAAUGCGACAUGUUUGAGAAGAUCGAGCACGUCGAGGAGGUCAAAGAUAUGGCCAAGAACCAAGAAUUUUGCGGCCAACUGGAAGAACGUGUAAACAAUUGGAUAAAGGGGAUUAUGAAGAUACUUGGCGAGAGUGAACAACUGCGCAAGGAGAACGACUCCAGUGGUCCGCAAGAUGAGUUGGAGUACUGGAAGAAGCGUGGUGCCCUAUUUUCACAAUUGCUGGCACAUUUGCAAGAUCGCGAGGUGCAAUACACACUGCACUGCCUAUUUUUGGCUGGAUCGCGUGUAAUGCGCGUGUGGAAGGAGACUGACCGGAAGAUUACUUUUUGCUACAACGAAGCGCGCGAUAACUCGAAAUUCAUUCAGGCAAUGGAAACUUGUUGCCACUCUUUGUAUUUAGACGAUCCGGUGAGCAUGAAGCGGUCCAUACUAAGUUUGCUCCAAACAGUGCGUCUUAUCUACAGCGUCUCACAAUUUUACAACACUUCCGAGAGGACAUCUUCACUUAUGGUUAAGAUAACCAAUCAAAUGAUAGAAACCUGCAAAUCCUACAUCACUUGUCGCAGCAAGGAGACGAUUUGGUCGCAGGAUCGCAAUGUUAUACGCACCAAGUUAGGCAAUUGCAUUAAGCUAAAUCACAUCUAUCACGAAACUUACUAUACCGUUAGAGAGCAACCAUUUUUACCCAAUCAAACACCGUUCGGCUUCUCGGAAAACUUCGUUUUCGGAAAGUUUGACACAUUUUGCGAUCGCCUAUCGAAAAUUAUUUCCAUGUUUAAUCUAAUCGACGAUUACAACCAUUUGUUCGAGCGUCGCUUGGAGGGCUUACUGUUGGGCGAAACUCUCCAAGAUGCCAGCAAUCAUUUUGAGGAAGCCAAAAAAGAGAUCCUCUCGAAGAAAUACGAUUACUUGGAUCACCGCAAUGGUGAAUUUAAUGAAGAUUUCGAACGCUUCAUGAACAAAACCGAUACGCUGAAAGACACCAUCGCCACACUAAUCGAGACCAAUUUUGACACUGUGUGGGAGACGCCACAAUGUAUACGAUUUCUCACACGAUUCGAGAAAGUCAGCGAGAAGAUACCGCUCAGUAAAAUGGACGAAAAAUAUGUGCGCAUCAUAAAGUAUGUGGAUAGGGAAGUUGACCGAGUCAAUAAGAUGUUUAAGAAACAGCGCGACGAUCCACCCGUCUGCAGAAAUUUCCCUCCAAUCGCCGGCCGCAUACGUUGGAGCCAAGCCUUGGAUGCGCACAUGAAGGAACUGAUGGACGCAGUAUUGGAUCAUCAGGUGCUCAGCGGUCUCACCUUGACAAAAGAUUUGGAGAAUCGUUACAAUAAUGUGACAGCAAUGUUAAAGGAAUACGAAGAAGAGAUCGUAUCCAUUUGGUUGGAUCAGGAUGUUAGCGUAGCCGAUGCUUGCCUAUUACAGCCACUCUUGGCACUGCAAGGCGAACGUUUAAUCGUCAAUUUGCAUCCCACUAUACCGUUGCUCAUACGUGAAGCAAAAAUGCUGGCCAAAUUAAAUAUUGAAUUGCCAAUUGUGGCCGCGACGCUGAUGAGCCGCCAGAAGUACUUCACUACCAUACAAGACUCAUUAAAUUGUUUGAUCAAAAUGUUUUUGACAACUGUGCGUGCCGUAAAAUUGGAAGUGCGUCCAUUGUUUCUGCCACAACUGGUGCGUCUGACAGCGAUGCUGAAACCUGGCCUACACACCAUAAAUUGGACUCAUCAAAAUUGGACGGAAUUCUAUGAGCGUUGUAAACGCGCCAUCGAGACAUUCAAUGUGCUGGUUGCACGUGUGCACGACAUCUACUCCAACCGCAUCUUAAAUGUGCUCAUGUGGAUGCAGGAUGUCUCGUUACAAGUCUUGCCUGGAGAGGACGAAAUUUGGACGGUGGAAGAGUUUUUGGAGAAAAGUGAAGACGCCUGCAGGCACGCGGCCAUUGAAUUGAAUCGCAAAAGUCAAAUGGUUUCGGAGGCCGUGGAGGAAGUGCUGAAUUUGGUGGAUAAGGCGACUGAGACUUUCAAGCAAAUCGCCGGCGAUGAUGUUGUCACAUUGUUUGACGCAACAUCGCGAAAUCCAACUCAACCAUCAUCGGCGCGUAAGGGCGAGGAGGAGAGUGGUGCUGCAGCGUCAGGUGCUGCUGCUGGCGCCAAAGAAAAUGGUGCUAGUGGGGGCGGUGGCGGUGGCGGUGCUGCCGGUCAGCAGCAGGAUUGGAGCAUUUUAUGGUCUUGUUUUGAGAAUCCACUAACUCUCCUCUCGACCACCGAGAGUCUACCCAAGGGUAUGCAGGAUAUGGUGUGCAACGCUGUAGUGGAGAUGCGACGCUAUUACAGUCGAAAGGUGAUUGAUGUGCUGAUUAAGGUGAUACGUGGCACUUUGGACACUAUCAGGCGUCGUUUCAUCGCCGACGAGAAUGAUUCCAUACCGAAGAAACCGAUAUUCGCCCUGCAUGCACAACUGCAGAUCCCCAUUGUAGUGAUCAAACCGAAUCUGGAUGAGCUGCAAGAGAUACUGAUAACGGCUGGCAAAAAUAUUACCGGCAUUGCCAAAGGCGUUGCACAGUGGACAAGCGGCAAAGAGCCGCAAGUAUCGACCACGCCACAGCCGCGCAUUGGUCGUAAUCACAACACCGGAAAUCGGGCGCGUCGUCGCAAGCUCUACACGCUGGCUUCGGAAGAGCGCCCGCAAAUGCCGCAUAUGCUGAAAUCUUUUUAUGCCGCCAUCAUGGAUAACAAAGAGGUGGCCAAGGCAUUAAAUUUGCUAUCGAAUUGCACCAAGAAUAUUAAACCAGAGAUACAGACCUACAUAAAGCGUUGGAAACCCUACCAUUUUCUCUGGAAGAACGACCGCACAACGCGCCAGCUAAUGGAGUUUGGCUUACAAGAGUUUGAGACGACUUUGCGUUGCUUGGCCGAGUUGGACGCCAAUCUGCUGGUGGAGCCUGAAAUGGAAGUGUUUGGCCAGUGUGUAGCCGUUUACAAUGAGCGCCUCAAAUAUGGCUUGGCAAUUGAGAUCAAGUCUUGCAAUCACAAGAUUGGUCAGGCCAUGAAGAAGAAAUACAAAAAGGAGAUGGACUAUGUCUACGCAGUAAUUAAUGAAAUGGAUAGAAAGUUAGACAGACCGAUACGAGAUCUCGACGAUGUGCGCAUGAUCAUGGAAACCUUAAGUAAAAUAAGGGAACAAGAAGUUGACAUGGAGCUGCGUAUCGACCCAAUAGAAGAAGCCUUCAAUGUGCUCACCCGGUAUGAAGUUCAAGUGGAACGUGAGCAAUUCGACUUAGUAGACAAUUUACGUAGCACAUUCCAAAAUCUGUUGGCCUGCGCGCUACAGGCCCAAGUCAAGUUGCUCGACAUGCAGCCAUCCUUCCAGGAUGAUCUCAGAAAUAAUUUGGAUAAGUUUAAGCAAGACAAGAUACAAUAUGUCAACGAAUACCGCACGGCUGGGCCGAUGCAAGCGGGUCUCACACCACGCGAGGCUUCUGAUCGCUUGAUUUUGUUCCAAAACCGGUUCGAGGGAAUGUGGCGCCGCCUGCAGACAUACCAGAGUGGUGAAGAGUUAUUUGGCUUGCCACAAACUGAUUACCCGGAAUUGGGUCAGAUACGCAAAGAGUUAAAUCUGCUGCAGAAACUCUACAAGCUGUACAAUGACGUAAUCGACCGCGUGAGCAGUUAUUAUGACAUACCCUGGAACGAGGUGGAUAUCGAAGAGAUUAACAAUGAACUGAUGGAGUUCCAAAACCGCUGUCGCAAACUUCCAAAGGGUUUGAAGGAAUGGCCGGCAUUCCAUGCGCUCAAGAAAACCAUCGACGAUUUCAAUGAUAUGUGCCCCCUGUUGGAGCUGAUGGCGAACAAGGCAAUGAAGCCGCGCCACUGGCAGCGCAUCAUGGACGUUACUAAAUAUAUUUUCGAAUUCGACUCGGAAGGCUUCUCAUUGAAGAAUAUAUUGGAGGCACCACUACUGAAACACAAGGAGGAUAUUGAGGAUAUUUGCAUUAGCGCAAUGAAGGAGAAGGAUAUUGAGGCUAAGCUGAAGCAAGUAACGAACGAGUGGUCCGUACACGAAUUACAAUUCAUGAGCUUCAACAAUCGUGGUGAGUUAUUGUUGCGUGGUGAUACAACUGCAGAAACCAUAGGGCAGCUAGAAGACAGCUUAAUGGUGUUGGGCUCACUGCUAUCCAAUCGCUACAACGCACCAUUUCGAAAGCAAAUACAACAAUGGGUUUACGAUCUUUCGAAUUCGAAUGAGAUUUUGGAACGCUGGCUGCUGGUGCAAAACAUGUGGGUGUAUUUGGAGGCUGUCUUUGUUGGUGGCGACAUUGCUAAGCAGCUGCCAAAAGAAGCGAAGCGUUUCUCGAAAAUCGACAAGUCCUGGCAAAAGAUAAUGCAACGCGCCCACGAGACGCCAGGCGUGGUGGCUUGUUGUGUUGGUGACGAUCUCUUGAAGCAGCUUUUGCCUCACUUGCAGGAACAGUUGGAAAUUUGUCAAAAAUCACUCAGUGGCUAUUUGGAGCGCAAGCGCAUGAUGUUUCCGCGUUUCUUUUUUGUCUCCGAUCCGGCGCUGUUGGAAAUUUUGGGUCAGGCCUCCGAUUCGCAUACCAUACAAAAUCAUCUACUCUCCAUUUUCGAUAACACACGCAAGGUGAAAUUUCACGAUAUCGAAUAUAACAAGAUGAUGGCAAUAAUCUCCAGUGAGGGCGAGAUGAUACAGCUGGAUCGUGCGAUUCGCGCCGAGGGUUCCGUCGAGACAUGGCUAACUCAGUUGCUGGUCACAGCACAGCAGUCAUUGCAUUCGAUUAUCCGCACCGCUUAUGCUACAAUAAAUGAUCCAAAUUUCACUUUGUUGGGCUUUUUAGAAAAAGUCCCAGCGCAAAUUGGUCUUUUGGGUAUACAAAUGAUUUGGACACGCGACGCGGAAAUGGCGCUGAUGCAGGCCAGGCAUGAGAGGAAAGUCAUGUCGGAGACGAAUAAUAAGUUUCUAGAAAUUCUAAACACGCUGAUCGAUCAAACAACCAGAAAUUUGACAAAGAUGGAGCGCACCAAUUUCGAAACCUUGAUUACCAUACACGUGCACCAGCGCGACAUUUUCGAUAUAUUGUGCCGUAUGAACAUUAAAUCGGCCAACGAUUUUGAGUGGUUGAAACAGUGUCGUUUUUACUUCAAAGAAGACUUGGACAAGACCUGGAUUUCCGUAACGGAUGUAACUUUCACAUACCAAAAUGAAUACUUGGGUUGUACAGAUCGUUUGGUGAUAACGCCGUUAACUGAUCGUUGCUACAUCACGCUUGCCCAGGCGCUAACACUGAGCAUGGGUGGCGCGCCCUGUGGGCCGGCGGGUACCGGCAAAACGGAGACGGUUAAGGACAUGGGCAAGACGCUGGCUAAAUACGUGGUUGUAUUUAAUUGCUCCGACCAAAUGGAUUACAGGGGACUGGGCCGCAUCUACAAGGGCUUGGCUCAGUCCGGCACUUGGGGCUGCUUCGACGAAUUCAAUCGCAUCGAACUUCCGGUGCUAUCAGUGGCAGCUCAACAAGUUGCAGUUGUGCUCACAGCCAAAAAGGAGAAAAAGAAAACAUUCAUCUUCACCGAUGGUGACACGAUUGAGAUGAAUCCUGAAUUUGGCAUAUUCAUAACAAUGAAUCCCGGUUAUGCUGGACGAAAAGAACUACCUGAAAAUUUAAAAAUACAAUUUCGCACUGUCGCUAUGAUGGUGCCAGACAGACAAAUUAUUAUACGCGUCAAAUUGGCAUCCUGUGGAUUUUUGGAAAAUAUUACCUUGGCGCGCAAAUUCUACACGCUUUACAAGCUUUGUGAGGAGCAAUUAACCAAGCAGGUUCAUUACGACUUUGGCCUGCGAAAUAUACUGUCGGUGCUUCGUACGCUGGGUGCUGCUAAGCGAAGGAACUCGAGGGAUGGCGAGAGUACGAUUGUGAUGCGGGUCCUACGCGAUAUGAACCUCUCGAAGCUGAUCGAUGAAGACGAACCGCUAUUCAUGUCGCUGGUGUCGGAUUUGUUUCCCAAUCAGACGCUCGAAAAGACCAACUACCCAGAGCUGGAAGCGGCGAUUGCACAGCAAACUGAAGAGGCGAAUUUGGUCUACCAUCCUCCAUGGGUUCUUAAACUAAUACAGCUCUACGAGACCCAGACUGUUCGACAUGGCAUUAUGACCUUGGGCCCCAGUGGUGCCGGCAAGACAACUUGCAUCCACACACUGAUGAAGGCACUCACACAGAUGGGCGACAACCAUCGAGAGAUGCGCAUGAAUCCGAAGGCUAUAACGGCAGCACAAAUGUUUGGACGUUUGGAUGUAGCUACCAACGACUGGACCGACGGCAUAUUCUCGGCAUUAUGGCGGAAGACAUUGAAACUUAAAAGUGGCGAGCAUGUUUGGCUCGUACUGGACGGUCCGGUCGAUAGUAUUUGGAUUGAAAAUUUGAACUCAGUAUUGGAUGAUAAUAAAACUUUGACCUUGGCGAAUGGAGAUCGCCUUACAAUGGCGCCCACAGUGAAAAUCAUAUUCGAGCCCCACAAUAUUGACAAUGCUUCGCCGGCAACGGUAUCACGGAACGGCAUGGUUUACAUGAGUUCAUCUGGCUUAGAUUCGAGACCGAUUGUGCAAGCAUGGCUAAAGAAUCGCGCACCUGGUGAGAAGUCGGUUUUCUGGAACCUUUUUGAGCAGACGUUUGUGCAGGUUUACAACUGGGGCACGCAAAACCUCAAGUUGUUGAUGUCGGUGCUGCAGUGCAACAUAGUGCGCCAGAUGCUGUCGAUUUUGGAGGGUUUGGUGCCGGUAAAGAAAGAGGAAGAGCAGGCCGUUAGUAUGUCGAGCAAAGAAACAAACGACGAUGAGCUUCCCGAGGAGCCAGCUGUAGAGGAGAAAGAGGACACUUGCACACCGGAACACUUGCACCGACUGUAUAUCUUCGCGUUGGCUUGGGGCCUCGGUGGAUACCUCAGUACCGUUGAUCGUAAACGCCUGGACCUGUACGUUAAAGAAGCAUUCCCUGAGCUGGACUAUGCACAGGGCACACCCAACGAAAAUAGUAUUUUUGACUUCUUCGUUUCCGAAACAGGCACUUGGCAGGCAUGGAAGACACUGGUCACUCCUUACAUGUAUCCUGAAUUGUCUACGCCGGAUUUCCUAAACAUACUGGUGCCCAUUGUUGACAACGUACGCAUGGAUUACCUAAUUGCCACUAUAGCUAAUCAGGAACGUGCCGUUAUGUUGAUCGGCGAACAGGGUACCGGCAAGACAGUGAUUAUGAAGAACUUUAUGAAGAAGAUGAACUCGGAGUCAUAUAUGGGUCGUUCCUUUAACUUUUCGUCCGCCACCAGUCCCUAUCAAUUUCAGCGCACUAUCGAGAGCUAUGUGGAGAAACGUGUGGGUGUUACAUUUGGACCACCUGGCGGACGUAAACUGAUCGUUUUUAUCGAUGAUGUUAAUUUGCCCGAGAUCAAUGAGUGGGGCGAUCAGGUGACGAAUGAAAUUGUGCGUCAGACCAUGGAUAUGAAGGGCUUCUAUAGUUUGGAAAAGCCGGGUGACUUCACAACAGUUGUAGAUGUGCAGUAUGUUGCCGCUAUGGGUCUGCCGGGUGGUGGUCGUAAUGAUAUACCCUCGCGCUUGAAGCGCCAGUUUUGUGUUUUUAAUUGCAAUAUUCCUGAUGACGAUUCUAUUGAUAAGAUAUUUCGCGUGAUUGGUGAAGGCCAUUACAAUGCCAAGCGCGGUUUCGCGUCUGAGGUGCGUAGCCUUGUGAGGAAGCUCAUUGUUGUGACCCGUCAUUUGUGGCAAUGCACGCGCGAGAAGCUUUUGCCUACACCCGCCAAGUUCCAUUACGUGUUCAGUUUACGUGACCUGUCACGCAUCUGGCAGGGUAUGGUGGGCACUUUGUCAACUGUUAUUACGGCGGAUAGUGUGCUGAUGUCGUUGUGGAAGCACGAAUGUACACGCGUUUUUGCGGAUCGUUUUACCACGUUUCAGGAUAAGGAGUGGUUCAGUUCGGAGUUAGCUUGCCUUGUACGUGAGGAGCUUGGCGAAGCCUAUUCGCAGAUGAUUGUACCGAACCCGGUGUUUGUCGAUUUCAUGCGUGAUGCACCUGAGCCGACGGGUGAGGAGGGGGAAGAUGCUGAUAUGGAAUUACCGAAGGUCUACGAACCGGUGAAUUCUCAUGAAGUGCUCCGGGAGCGUCUCGUUAUGUUUCUCGCACAAUUCAAUGAAAUGGUACGAGGCUCUGGGAUGGAUCUGGUCUUCUUCCCAGAUGCAAUGUUGCAUUUGGUGAAGAUUUCUCGAAUCAUUCGGCAUCCGAGGGGAAAUGUCAUGCUUGUCGGGGUCGGUGGAUCGGGUAAACAAUCAUUAACAAAAUUGGCAUCAUUUAUAGCUGGCUACAAAACAUUCCAAAUUGCUCUGACACGUUCGUAUAAUGUGGCCAACUUUCUGGAGGAUUUGAAAUUAUUGUAUCGCACCUGUGGUGUCCAAGGCAAGGGUACAACGUUCCUCUUUACCGACAUGGAUAUAAAAGAAGAGGGCUUUCUUGAAUACCUUAAUAAUAUAUUAUCGUCUGGUGUGAUAUCAAAUCUUUUUUCGCGAGACGAACAAGCCGAAAUUGUACAAGAAUUGACGCCGGUAAUGAAACGAGAGAAUCAACGCAAAACAGCGACCCCGGAAAGUGUGAUGGAGUUUUUCUUGGCCCGCACUUGCGCCAAUCUGCAUGUGGCGUUUUGUUUCUCACCGGUCGGUGAAACAUUCCGAUCGAGGGUGCAACGAUUUCCGGCACUGGUGUCCGGCUGCACCAUCGAUUGGUUCCAGCCAUGGCCAAAGGAUGCACUCGUCUCGGUGGCAAGACACUUUCUGAGUGACUUUGAAAUUGAGUGUACACCGGCCGUGAAGGAAGAAUUGGUCAACGCACUUGGAUCUAUACAGGAUAUCGUAGCGGAAACAUCAUUAGAAUACUUUCAGCGUUUUAGGCGUGCCACGCACGUAACACCGAAGUCCUAUUUGAAUUUCAUAGCGGGCUAUAAAAAUAUAUACCAGCAAAUACAGAAAGAGUUACGCGAUGGCGUGGAAAAGAUGGACACCGGGUUAGAAAAAUUAAAAGAAGCCUCUGCCUCCGUAGAAAUAUUGAAAAAAGACUUAGUAGUUAUGGAGGAGGAGCUAGUAGAGGCCUCAAAGAAUGCCGAAUCGGUGUUGGUGGAAGUGACUGAAAGAGCGAUGCAAGCCGAAACCGUCAAAAAUCAAGUACUGAUUGUGAAAGAUAAGGCUGAGGCGUUGGUGGCUUACAUUGCACAGGAGAAAGCACUUGCUGAGGAAAAGCUGGAGGCAGCCAAGCCGGCGCUAGAGGAGGCCGAAAUGGCGUUGAACACCAUUAAGCCGGCGCAUAUUGCAACGGUGCGUAAGUUGGGCCGACCACCGCACUUAAUCAUGAGAAUUAUGGAUUGCGUACUGAUAUUAUUCAAACGGAAAUUACAUCCUUGCAUACCAGAUUCCGGAACACCGUGUCCAAAGCCCUCGUGGCAGGAAUCGUUAAAAUUGAUGGCCAGCGCGACAUUUUUGCUACAACUACAAAACUAUCCAAAAGACACAAUAAACGAUGAGAUGAUCGAUUUGCUGCAGCCGUACUUUCGCAUGGAGGACUAUAACAUGGACAUGGCCAGACGCGUUUGUGGCGACGUCGCUGGCUUGUUGUCCUGGACAAAAGCUAUGUCCUGCUUUCACAGUGUGAAUAAGGAAGUAUUGCCACUAAAAGCAAAUCUGACUUUACAGGAGGCGCGUUUGAAGCUAGCCAUGGACGACUUAGCUGGUGCUGAAGAGCAGUUGCGCGAGCGUGAAGAGGCACUUCAGGCUGUCAAAAAUCAAUAUGACAAAGCUGUGGGUGAAAAACAACGACUCACCGAUGCGGCCAACGUGUGUCUGCGCAAAAUGACUGCAGCCACAGCAUUAAUAAAUGGACUCUCAGAUGAAAAGCAUCGUUGGACCAAUCAGAGCAAAGAGUUUAAGAUACAACUGGGCAAAUUGGUUGGUGAUGUUUUGCUGGCGACAGGCUUUCUUUCUUAUUGCGGUCCAUAUAAUCAGGAGUUCCGUGCGAAUUUAAUUAAAACCUGGAUGGGCAUUCUAAAACAAAAGAAUAUACCAUUCACCACGGGCUUGAAUAUCAUUAACAUGCUCGUCGAUUCGUCCACUGUGUCGGAGUGGACACUGCAGGGUUUGCCAAAUGAUGAGCUGUCUGUACAAAAUGCCUUGAUUGCCACAAAAUCGAGUAGUUAUCCAUUGUUAGUCGAUCCGCAGACACAGGGAAAACUGUGGAUCAAGUCAAAAGAGGGCGAUAAUGAAUUGCAGAUCACAUCGCUGAAUCAUAAAUACUUCCGUACACAUUUAGAAGACUCACUGUCGCUUGGGCGGCCGUUGUUGAUUGAGGACGUCGGCACCGAGCUGGAUCCAGUGCUCGACAAUGUAUUGGAGAAGAACUUCAUCAAGUCGGGUAGCAUAGAGAAGGUCUUGGUGGGCGACAAGGAGUGCGAUGUAAUGCCAGGCUUUAUGUUAUACAUCACCACCAAACUACCAAAUCCGCCUUUUAGUCCGGAGGUUAGCGCAAAAACGUCUAUCAUUGAUUUCACCGUCACAAUGCGUGGGCUCGAGGAUCAACUAUUAGGGCGAGUGAUUCUUAUGGAGAAGUCAGAUUUGGAAGCAGAGCGUGUCGCACUUUUUGAAACGGUUAUGACCAAUCAGCGCAAAAUGAAAGAAUUGGAGGCGAAUUUGUUGUAUCGGCUUAGUUCUUCACAAGGUUCGUUGGUGGACGAUGAGGCGCUUAUAGAAGUGCUGCGUGUUACAAAAACCACGUCCGAAGAGGUCAAUCAGAAGUUAAAAAUUUCCGAAGUGACCGAACGUAAGAUAAUGAAGGCACGUGAAGAGUUCCGUGCAGUGGCUGCGCGUGGUUCAGUGCUUUACUUCCUGAUUGUCGAGAUGAGUAACGUGAAUGUUAUGUAUCAGAAUUCGUUAAAACAAUUUUUGGUUAUCUUCAAUAACUCCAUUACAAAAUCGACCAAAUCAAAUGUGACCGAGGAGCGCAUACUAAUUAUUUUACGCUAUCUGACCUAUGAGGUCUACAAGUUCACGAAUCGCAGCUUAUAUGAGCGGCACAAGCAGCUGUUCACUUUGAUGUUGGCCAUCAAAAUCGACUAUCACAACGGCAACGUAACGCAUGAGGAGUUCAUGUCCUUUGUGAAGGGCGGUGCUUCGCUUGAUUUGAAUGCCGUAACACCAAAACCAUUCCGCUGGAUUUUGGACAUCACCUGGCUGAAUUUAGUGGAGAUAAGUAAAUUGGAAACGUUCUCAAAUGUUUUGACGCUGAUCGAAUCAAAUGAAAAGGAAUGGCGUUUUUGGUAUGAAGCUGAAAAACCCGAAAAUGAAGAGAUCCCCUGUGGCUAUCAAGAAUCUUUGGAUGGUUUCCGCAAGUUGUUGUUAGUACGCUCUUGGUGUCCAGAUCGCACAAUUUCGCAAGCGAAGAAAUACAUAGAGGAAUCUUUGGGCCCUGAAUACAGCGAAAUGCAAAUUUUGGAUCUUGAAGUUACUUGGGCAGAAUCGGAGCCACGCACACCAUUCGUUUGCCUGCUGUCCAUUGGGUCAGAUCCUACCACACAAAUCGGCGCUUUGGCCAAGCAGAAGGGCAUACCUUUGAAAUCGGUAUCCAUGGGCCAGGGACAAGAAUGCCAUGCACGCAAAAUGAUAAUGGACUCAAUGUCCGGCGGUGGCUGGGUGUUGUUGCAGAAUGUUCAUCUCUCAUUGCCAUUCUGUUCGGAGGUCAUUGAUAUGUUGGUGGAGACGGAACACAUCGACGAUACGUUCCGCAUGUGGGUGACCACAGAGCCACAUGCAGAUUUUCCAAUAGGCUUACUUCAAAUGGCUAUUAAAUUCACCAAUGAGCCACCGCAGGGCAUACGCGCAAGUCUCAAGCGCAGCUACCAGGCUUUCACGCAGGACUUUCUCGAUUACACCGCAGCGUCACAAUGGCCACCACUGCUAUAUACAGUGGCAUUUCUGCACACCAUCGUGCAGGAGCGUAGGAAAUUCGGACCACUUGGUUGGAAUAUACCGUAUGAGUUUAAUCAGGCGGAUUUUGCGGCGAGCGUGCAAUUCAUACAGAAUCACUUGGAUGAAAUGGAUCCGAAGAAGGGAGUCUCAUGGCAGACGCUUGUCUAUAUGAUUGGAGAGGUGCAGUAUGGUGGUCGCGUGACUGAUGAUUUUGAUAAAAGGCUGCUGACCACAUUCACUGCCGUGUGGUUUUGCGAGGGACUAUUGAGCAACUCAUUCGAAUUCUACAAAGGAUAUAAAGUGCCGAAUACGAAGAGUUUGCAAGGAUUCGUUGAUUAUAUAAACAGCUUGCCGGCUUAUGACACACCAGAAGUUUUUGGCUUGCAUUCCAAUGCUGACAUCACGUACCAGAUUAAUUCGGCUAAAGGCAUUCUAGACACCAUAUUGAGUGUACAACCCAAGGAGGGUGGUGGUGGUGGUGGAGAGACGCGCGAAAGCAUUGUCUAUCAACUAGCCGACGACAUGCUGCGUAAGCUUCCGUCACAGUACAACGCCUACGAGGUGCGUGAGAAUCUGAUGCGCAUGGGAAUUCUCCUGCCAAUGAAUAUCUUUCUCAGACAAGAAAUUGAUCGCAUGCAGAAAGUGAUUAAGAAGGUGUACACCUGCCUGUGCGACCUGAAAUUGGCAAUUGAUGGCACGAUUGUGAUGAGUCCUGCAUUGAAGGAGUCCUUGGAUGCCAUGUAUGAUGCACGCAUACCGGAAUCUUGGAUGAAGAUAUCCUGGGAAUCGACGACCCUGGGCUUUUGGUAUACUGAGCUACUGGAACGCAACGCACAAUUUCGCACUUGGAUAUCAACAGAUCGCCCGAAAGUCUUUUGGAUGACGGGAUUCUUUAAUCCUCAAGGAUUUUUAACAGCUAUGCGUCAAGAAGUGACACGCGCACAUAAGGGUUGGGCUCUGGACUCGGUGGUAUUGCAAAAUCAAAUAACCCGCUAUAACAAGGAAGACAUCGCCGAAUACCCCACCGAAGGUGUCUACGUGCAUGGCCUGUUUCUGGAAGGCGCUUCGCUGGAAAGACGCAGCGGCAAAUUGGUUGAGUCGAAGAUGAAAGUGCUCUACGAACAAAUGCCCGUCAUUUACAUCUACGCCAUCAACACGACGGCAGGUAAGGACCCCAAACUCUACGAGUGUCCGAUCUAUCGCAAACCACAACGAACCGACGCGAAAUAUGUCGGCUCCAUUGACUUUGAGACGGAUUUCAAUCCGAAGCAUUGGACAUUGCGUGGCGUGGCUUUAUUGUGUGACAUUAAAUAAACGAAAUGCUUAACUUAUUUGCAUAAUGCCGAAGAAGGGGAGGGGCUGUUUGGCAGCGAUGGCAGUGAUGAGAAUGUAAAGUUUGCCGUCACGUGCUUCCGGUUUGCAAAGCAGCUUUGUGUGUCUGUAAAUUAUGUAUGUAUGCGUUAUUUGUGCGCUUGAUUCUGAUGGACAUAUGUGUAUGUAUGUAUGUAUAUGUGUUGCUACAUAUAGACGAAUAAUAAAGAAGGAAAAGCGU